CUGCUUUCUCUCCUACUUCAAAAGGGCUCGUUCCAUCAUGACUUUCGUUGGUUACCUAUUUCGUCAAGUCUUUGUUCAUCCUUCUCAAAUUCCAUCCGAUACCAAUCUCGAAGACCAGACCAUCAUCAUCACUGGUGCAAACUCUGGCAUAGGACUCGAGGCUGCCCGUCAAUGUGUUAGAAUGAAAGCAAAAACACUCAUUCUAGCAGUCCGAUCAUCCUGCAAGGGUGAAGCAGCAAAGAAAGAUAUUCUAAGCACGAAUCCAGGGUCUAGUACCCAAGUUGAGAUAUGGAUCCUAGAUAUGGAAUCUUUCGAGUCUGUCCUUGCGUUUGGAGAACGUGCUUCAGCGUUACCUUUUCUAAACAUCGCAAUGCUUAACGCUGGGGUCUUCAAGUUUGAGUGGACAGUUUCCGAGUCAUCUGGCAUCGAGUCCUCUCUACAAGUUAACCACCUCUCAACAGCACUUCUAUCGCUCCUUCUGUUGCCCGUUCUACGCAAGACCUCUCAGGAAUCUGGGCAUCCGGCUAGAUUGACAAUCACAUCUUCAGAAGUACAUAUGUGGACUCCGUUCAAGGAACAAAAAGCAGAGAAGAUCCUGGAUCGGCUGAAUGACAAGCAGUUCUUUAGCGAUUCUAUGGAUCGAUACAGUGUCAGCAAACUUGUUAGUCUGAUGUGGAUUCGAGAGCUGGCUUCUCGAGUGCCCAGCGAAGCGGUUACGAUUAACCUCAUCAACCCUGGAUCUGUCGAUACGGGACUGCAUAGGGACGGAAACAAAUUUAUUCAGACUUUCGACCGUGUCGUGGGUAGGACGCCAGAGGAAGGUGGACGGUUGCUCAUUGAUGCUGCCGUGGUGAAAGGAGAAAAUACUCAUGGGAAGUAUUUGAGUGAGGCAAAAGUCACGAAUAUGUCCGCUUUUGUUCGAAGCAAAGAGGGAGAAAAGAUUCAGAAACGGCUUUGGGAUGAGACGGCAGUCAUGCUGGAAAGUCAUGUUCCACAGAGCAAACUGGAAGAAAUGCUUCGGAACGUUGACACCAUGGGAGACUAG
This is a messenger RNA of Mollisia scopiformis, 1045 nucleotides long. Its product is annotated as putative 3-oxoacyl-reductase. The transcript is spliced from 4 exons. NCBI's taxonomy places the organism in Eukaryota, Fungi, Ascomycota, Leotiomycetes, Helotiales, Mollisiaceae. The record is from RefSeq and is a predicted model, not a curated record. Bases 38 to 1045 code for a protein of 335 amino acids.